Molecule: messenger RNA, 1140 nt
Organism: Penicillium pulvis
Lineage: Eukaryota; Fungi; Ascomycota; Eurotiomycetes; Eurotiales; Aspergillaceae
Exons: 1
Coding region: 1-1140 (379 amino acids)
Source: RefSeq, a predicted model, not a curated record
AUGAAUAGUCAUUCGCACCCAGAUUCCCAUUCAACCUGCUCCCGACAGCUUCCAUUUCCAUUCAAUAUAGCAUCUCGAAUCUGGCGGCGACUAUGGCAUGAAGUCCUACUAUCCUGCCAGAAGGUUCCGCCCUCGUCUGGUGCUAGAAUACCUCUGACGCCCUCCCUAACCCAGUCCAAUGAAGAGACACAGGACUCCCCACCGAGCUACCGACCCGUUCCCUACGAUGGUGUCUCAUCCUUAAUGGACGUAGACUACCUUCGGGGUAACAUCAACCGGGAUGGCAUAUCACAGGACGGCCGAUUGGAUUCAUUACGAGUAGUCAAUCCGGACAUACGCACGCCAAGAUCCAGUACAAUCUCUUAUUACGACAUGUUUGAUGAUAUUGAUGAUAGAGUAGGACGACGGAGUUCUCAUGUGCCCUGUCUCCCCGAUUUCUGGUUUACAAGAGCUCCAACACCACCCUUGUCUAUCAGCAUUGGACUGGGCCUCCAACAAGUAGGAGAAUCCAUGAUGUCGAACAGACAGUCGGUGCACACUGAAUCGUGCCUUUCUCCAGCGACCGAGAGUAUGCCGGAGGAAAAAGCAGCCCCGACUAGUCCGAAUGAUCGUCCCUUUCCUGAGAGACCUCAAGGCCUUCCCCCGGGCGGGUUCUCUCGCGCGAUGGGAUUUUUCAUGCCACAACUAUCUCCCAGUUUAUCGGAAGCUGACAUAAUCCAGGAUUGUCGUCUGGAAGAUAAUAGCGAUGUUGAUACGGCUCCAAGCCCACGACCCUGUGUCUCAUCAAUUCACUCAGACCUCGGAUCUUCAUUAAGCUUUGCCAAAUAUCGCAGCCAAUGGCUGCAAAAUUGCCAAUCGUCACUGACAGCUUCUCGGCCAACUGCUCCAGAUCCACCGGAGCCUGAGGUUGUGAUCUCAAGCCACCGGCACCAGCCAUCUGGUGUUUCCGCAUCUGGCAAUCCAGGUGGGGCUCGUAGAGUCUUUAACAAUUAUUCCAACAGCUCCUCAUCUAGUCUGUUAGUCACAUCGCAAUCUUCUCAUUGGCGGUAUCGCGGCCUUUUUGAGAGCAUUCUCAACUUGCCUUAUCUCUCACUGACUCUGGCUGCAGGUACGGCUGCUCAGAAGCGUAGAUUUGGCUAG